AUGAAUAAUGGCAUUUAUAGUCUGGCAUACUUUGAUUUAAAUGGUUGGAAAGACCGUGAAAAGGAUCGCGACAAGGAAAUUCCCAAAGAAUCUGACCAGCAGCAACAAACGAGAGAUCUUAGGGAUCAGAGAGACAGAGACAGAGAACGAGAACGAGAACGAGAACGAGAACGAGAGCGAGAGCGAGAUCGCGAAAGAGAACGAGAAAGAGAAAGAGAACGGGAGCAACAGCAAACUGUUCCGCAAGUAACCAAUAAUAGUGAUAGUACGGAAGCCGUGGACAUGACUGAAUGUCCGGCGUCUCCGGUCAGAGCGAGCAGCCCUUGUCCGGGUCCUCUGGCGCUGGACCGACCGCGAAGGGACUCGGAAGACGCUGGCAGCUUAGAAGAAACAAGAGGGUCUCUAAGUCCUAUUUCCGUGCACAGCGGCCCCAGCGAUAUGAGUAUAAGUAAUAACAAUAAUACUGGCACGCCCGGUGGUUUGCCACUAAAUCUACCGCAGAGUCGGCUUCCGUCCCCGCACAGUACAGAACCUCUCGCAGGACCCUCUGGAUUGCCUCCGGUUCAACAAGUACCACUUUCCUUGAAAAAAGAAGUAGACUGGGAAAGGUCGACUGAGGAGCGUUGUGCAAGCAGCGAAAUGUCUGCAGAUUAUAGACUCCCACCAGAUCCGGUGAGUCUUUAUUCGGAGUUGAUGGGUGUGGAUGAGCGGGUGUUUGCGUGCAUGUACUGCGGUGCCUCCUUCCUCCACCAGAGCAAGCUGACACGGCACAUCCUAUCGCACAGCCUUGAGUCGCUCAAGUACCGCGAGCAGGCACACCUGCAGCUGCAGGCUCAGCUGGGCCUCGAACCGGGGAUCCACCUGCCUCCAGAGGCUCACUUUCCCUCUGGUGGUCCGGUGGAACCGAUGGACCUAGAGCUCGCCGCCCAUUCGGAUCCAACGUCGGGCGUCGUGCUGUGCAAGUUCUGCGGCAAGUCCUUCCCCGACGUUGGCUCGCUGAUAGCCCACCUACCGGCGCACACGGGCGAUCGACCCUUCAAGUGCGAGUUCUGCGGUAAGGCCUUCAAGCUCAGGCAUCACAUGAAGGACCACUGUCGAGUCCACACCGGGGAACGCCCGUUCAGGUGCACGCUCUGCGGAAAAACAUUCUCCAGGUCGACGAUACUGAAAGCCCACGAGAAGACCCACUAUCCGAAGUACGUCCGUAAGUUCCUGUCACCGAGUCCCGUUGACCCUACGGAAGAGGAGGCACCUCAGCCCCCGCCGCCGCCACAUCACUGA
Molecule: messenger RNA, 1281 nt
Organism: Cotesia congregata
Lineage: Eukaryota; Metazoa; Arthropoda; Insecta; Hymenoptera; Braconidae
Source: the annotation of a GenBank genome assembly